Messenger RNA from Python bivittatus (Burmese python), 868 nucleotides. The record is from RefSeq and is a predicted model, not a curated record. Lineage: Eukaryota; Metazoa; Chordata; Lepidosauria; Squamata; Pythonidae.
AUGGUCUCAGCCCAGCGAAGGCGACCCCACUCGCGGCUCGCACCUUGGCCCCGAUCCCCGGCAUCCCAGCUCCCAGCCAGGCAGAGGGAAGGAGCGGAACUUUCCAAGCGCAGCGAGAGACAGGGGAGAGGGGAGAGGGGAGGGCAGGGGCGAGGAAAAGACGGCGAGAGGAAGGUCUCUGGGCGGCCCCGGUUGGGUCCGACUCCCUCCUCGCAGGAUGGGGCUCUGCUCUUCGACGCUCUCGCCGUCCCCUCGGGAGCGCAAACUCCGCCCCAGAGCCGCUGCGCCCGGCCUGACCUCUUCGGCUGCAGGCGCUAUCGUGACCGUUUCGGAUGUCGGAACCGGAGAUUGCGGCUCCCUGCCUCGCCCUCCCUUUCCUUAGCCGGCAGCCCGCCAGGCCGCCCCCGGGAGAGAAGGCAUAAGGAGGAGGAUCUCCUCGCGCUCAGCCUAGCCAAAGAGUCCAAAUUUCUUGGACUGAUGGACACAAAAGGAGUGAGCCAAGCAGAAAAUAAAGGGAGCAAGUCACGGGUACAUUUUCAAGCAGAAAACAAAGCUUCGCAAGGGAAGGUUGGAGAACGCAAUUGGGAACAGUUUCCAGAAGAUCCUGGAGGAAACAGAUUAUCUGGACCCAUUUCAGUCAAGUUCCAGACAAUGAAGCUAAGCCACUUUUAUGAUGGCUCAGUUAAAACAAACACACAAAACCUAAAAUCACAUCCGCAUUGGGAUUUGCUGUAUCACAGAUGGGAAGUCAUUCUACAAGACCGGUCCCUCCAUGGAGAAAGUCCACCUUUGUGUCACUAACAGAUUAUAUUCCAAAGGGUUAUAGAUGUCAGGGGACGCGGUGGCACAGCGGCUUAAUGACACUGAA